GUGAGGUUUGCGGUUGGGAGGGGCGGAGGGGUUCUUUCUAAAGCCACAUCAGAGGCUCUUAUGGGAGCACAUCUUGCUGACUGUUUGACAGGACAAAGUUUUCUUUGGGGAUUGAACACACAGCAGCUGCAAUGAUGCGUUCUUAUUCAUGGCUGAUCUUCAAAGCAGUCCUGGCUCUGCUAUUAUCACCUCCGAGCAGUGCAGACACCGAUACAUUCCAAGGAGCCUUCCCGUAUCCGAACAAAUACGCACCAAAUAAAUCAGAGGGGUGUCUACAGUCACCCAUCGGGGCGCUUUUCUCCCGCGGCGCCGCUUCCAUAGCCUCAACGGAUGAGAUCCUGGAGUCCAGCCAGGAGGCGCUACACGUGACAGAGCGCAGAUAUCUGCGGCUGGACUGGUGCAAGACUCAGCCGCUGAAGCAGACAAUCCAGGAGGAAGGUUGCCUGAGCCGCAGCAUUAUCAACCGCUUUUGUUAUGGACAGUGCAACUCUUUCUACAUCCCUCGGAAUUCCCAGCAUGAUGGGAUCAGCAUCUUUCAGUCCUGCUCCGCUUGCAAACCAAAAACAUUCAGCACCGUUACAUACACCCUCUUCUGCCCGGGACAGACGCCCAGUACGCGAAAGAAGCGGAUCCAACGCGUAAAGCAGUGUCGCUGCGUUAAUAUUAAAACUGAUUGAACCCCCGCUGGAUUACACUUUGAUUCAAGGAGAGAAAAAGGAAAUGUUAGAGUUGGGGCAACAGAGAAAGGAACUUUAAUGAACAUUUUAUAUUGGACUCCUUAAAAUAGGACUAAGUAAAUGUUUUCUUUGGUCAUCUGCGGGGGAAAAAAUGCACCACAUUGACCAAGAUCUUGCUAAUGGCUCCAAAGAAUCAGUUGAGCACUUUAGAGAACUGUGUAACAGAUGGUCACGUUUAGAUGGUAAAGACUUUUCCCAUCUACUCAACUUUUCAUCAAUACAUUUGGAUGCAGCAGACUGAUAGCCCAGAUUAUUUAAAGGCCUUUUAUGUCUUUAUUGUUGAUGAUCUGAGUGGUUUUCAGCUUGACAAUUAAGCAGUAAUUCCCUUAUGUAGAAUAUAACUUUAAAUUUAUGCAGAAAAAAAAUCCUGUUUGUAUUGCCUGGUGUAUUUUUGUUUUUGUUUGCAAACACAUUUAAUUUGUGGAUUGCAUAAAUUCUGCAAUGAUCACCCCCAACUAAACACAUAACAUAAAUGCAUCACAUCAUCUUCUGUGUAUAAGGAAGAAAUAUAUAACCUGUACAUUGAAACAUUACUAAAAUAACACAGUGCAGCAGUGGGUAACAAAGUUGCCUUGCAGCAACAAGGUUCUGGGUGUGAUUUUUGGAUGGACAGAUAAAUGAAUUAAUUUUAGUUAUUAAAAUGAAUUUUAGUUAUUCAUUUAUCAAUCCAUGAAUAUUUCUUUAAAUAAUCUAAUUUAUUGGGUUAUUUUUAUUUCUAUUAUUUUAUCCCCACACCUGAUGCUACCCAAUGUGACGGCCAUCAAUGAUUUGUCUUUGUUUCUUAAAGCCACUUGUAAAUAAAAAAAAUCAUUAAAGACACUUUC
Molecule: messenger RNA, 1561 nt
Organism: Cyprinodon tularosa
Lineage: Eukaryota; Metazoa; Chordata; Actinopteri; Cyprinodontiformes; Cyprinodontidae
Product: gremlin-1-like
Exons: 2
Coding region: 132-677 (181 amino acids)
Biological process (GO): animal organ morphogenesis
Molecular function (GO): receptor ligand activity; BMP binding
Source: RefSeq, a predicted model, not a curated record